Molecule: messenger RNA, 1624 nt
Organism: Ictidomys tridecemlineatus (thirteen-lined ground squirrel)
Lineage: Eukaryota; Metazoa; Chordata; Mammalia; Rodentia; Sciuridae
Gene: Proc
Product: protein C, inactivator of coagulation factors Va and VIIIa
Biological process (GO): blood coagulation; proteolysis; negative regulation of blood coagulation
Cellular component (GO): extracellular region
Molecular function (GO): serine-type endopeptidase activity; calcium ion binding
Source: RefSeq, a predicted model, not a curated record
UUUGUGGUUAUGGAUUAACCUGAGUUCCGGGGUAUCAUGGCGGCAGGAGGGCGAACUUGCAGUUCUCUGCGACCCACCCCUACAGGUGUCAAUAACUCCAGAAUGUGGCAGCUUGCAAGCCUCUUGCUGUUCGUGGCCACCUGGGGAAUUUCCGGCUCAUCAACCCUUCCUGUCCCCUCCAUCACAGUGAGUUUGCCUUCCCGCAAACCAGACUCAGUGUUCUCCAGCAGUGAGCGCGCCCACCAGGUGCUGCGCAUCCGCAAACGCGCCAACACUUUUCUGGAGGAGCUCCGGCCAGGCAGCCUGGAGCGGGAGUGCACAGAGGAGAUCUGCGACUUCGAAGAAGCCAAGGAGAUUUUCCAAAAUGUGGAUGACACACUAGCCUUCUGGUCCAAGUACUUUGACGGUGAUCAGUGCGAAGGAGCGCCCUUGGAGCACCAAUGCACCAGCCCGUGCUGUGAACACGGCACGUGCAUCGAUGGCAUCGGUGGCUUCAGCUGCGAUUGCAACAGGGGCUGGGAGGGCAGCUUCUGCCAGAACGAGGUGCGCUUCUCCAACUGCUCGGUGGACAAUGGUGGCUGCACGCACUACUGUCUGGAGGAGCAGGGCGGGCGCCGAUGCACCUGCGCGCCGGGCUACAAGCUGGCUGAUGACCACCUGCACUGCCAGGCCUCAGUGAGGUUCCCAUGUGGAAGACUAGGGAUGCAAAUGGAGAAGAAGCGCAGUUACUUCAAACGUGACACAGACCAAGUCAACAAAGUAGAUCCGAGGAUUGUCAAUGGGUCAAUUACCCGACAAGGAGACAGCCCUUGGCAGGUGAUCCUACUGGACUCAAAGAAGAAGCUGGCCUGCGGGGGGGUGCUCAUCCACACCUCCUGGGUGCUGACCGCAGCCCACUGCAUGGAGAACGCCAGGAAGCUCACUGUCAGGCUUGGUGAGUAUGACCUGCGGCGUAGGGACAAGUGGGAAGUGGACCUGAACAUCAGGGACGUCUUCAUUCACCCCAACUACAGCCGGAGCACCAGUGACAAUGACAUCGCCCUGCUCCGCCUGGCUAAGCCCGUCACCCUCUCAAAGACCAUUGUGCCCAUCUGCCUCCCUGACAGUGGCCUUGCAGAGCGUGAGCUCACUCAGGCCGGCCAAGAGACAGUGGUGACCGGCUGGGGUUAUCACAACAGCCGAGAGAAGGAGUCCAAGAGAAACCGCACCUUUGUCCUCACCUUCAUCAAGAUUCCUGUGGCCCCGCGCAAUGAGUGCAUGGAGGUCAUGAACAACAUGAUCUCCGAGAACAUGCUGUGUGCAGGCAUCCUAGGGGAUGAGCGGGAUGCCUGUGAAGGGGACAGUGGGGGACCCAUGGUCGCUCUUUCGCGAGGCACCUGGUUCUUGGUGGGCCUGGUGAGCUGGGGGGAGGGCUGUGGACUCCUGAACAACUAUGGUGUCUAUACCAAGGUCAGCCGCUACCUAGACUGGAUUCACAGCCACAUCAGGGACAAGAACAACUCCACUAAGAUCCAGGUGCCAUAGCACCUCUCUCUUAUCUCUGGAUCCCAGAGGCCACUCUGCAGUGGAGCUGGGCUAUUGAAUGGCAAUACCUGGGACAUUAAAGGGUAUGUGACAGCCUGUG